AUGGCCCUACUCCCUGGCACUGCAGACCCCGAGCUCGGCCCCUGCACCUCCAGCCGCCAGCAGAAGCCAUGCCAGGUGCCAGCCACGAAGGGCUUCUUCUCCGGCGGUGCCCAGCCACUGCCGCCCGGGGAGGAGCUGCGCCGCCUGCCCCGGCCGGGGCCCCGCUCCGGCUGCGCCAUCAUCAACGUGGGGGGCAGCAGGUACCAGGUGCCCUGGAGCGGGCUGGAGAGCUGCCCCCUGGGCCGGCUGGGGAGGCUGAGCUCCUGCCGCAGCCGGGAGGAGCUGCUGCAGGUCUGCGACGACUUCGACGCCAGCCACGAUGAGUUCUUCUUCGACCGCAGCCCCGGCGCCUUCCGCUGCAUCGUGGCGCUGCUGCGCGCCCGCAAGCUGCGACUGCUGCGGGGCACCUGCGCCCUCUCCUUCCAGGAGGAGCUGCGCUACUGGGGCGUGGGGCUGCAGCACCUGGAGCGCUGCUGCAGGCAGAGGCUGCGCCAGAGGCAGGAGGAGGCGGCCGACACCGGGCCGGGCAGGGGGCAGGAGGCUGCCGGCCGGGACUCGGUGCCAGCCCCGCGGGGCAGCGGCUGCCUGGCACCGUGCAUGGGCAGGCUCAGGGACAUGGUGGAGAACCCUCACUCGGGGCUGCCAGGGAAGGUCUUUGCCUGCAUCUCCAUCUCCUUUGUGGCCAUCACUGCCGUCAGCCUCUGCAUCAGCACCAUGCCGGAGGUCAGGGAAGAAGAGGAGCAGGGCGAGUGCUCGGGGCGCUGCCAGGCGCUGUUGGUGCUGGAGGCAGUCUGCGUGGGGUGGUUCUCGCUGGAGCUGCUGCUGCGCUGGCUGCAGGCGCGGGACCGCUGCGCCUUCCUGCGCGCCCCCCUCACCCUCAUCGACGGCGUGGCGCUGCUGCCCUUCUACGUCUCGCUGCUGCUGCGCCUGCUCUCCGACGCGCCGGGCGGCGGUGCCAGCCCCGGGGCGGGCGGCAGGCUGGCGGCGGGCGGCAGGCUAGCGGAGCGCGCGGGGCUGGCUCUGCGGCUGCUGCGGGCGCUGCGGGUCCUGUCCCUGGCGCGGCACUCGCUGGGGCUGCGCAGCCUGGGGCUAACGGCGCGGCGCUGCGCCAGGCACUGCGGCCUGCUGCUGCUCUUCCUCGGCCUGGCCGUGGCCCUCUUCUCGCCCCUGGUGCACCUGGCCGAGAGCGAGCUGGGCGCCCGGCAGGAGUUCCGCAGCGUGCCCGGCACCUACUGGUGGGCGGUGAUCUCCAUGACCACGGUGGGCUACGGGGACAUGGUGCCCCGCAGCGUGCCCGGGCAGGUGGCGGCGCUCAGCGGCAUCCUGAGCGGCAUCCUGCUGAUGGCCUUUCCGGUCACCUCCAUCUUCCACACCUUCUCGCGCUCCUAUAGUGAGCUGAGGGAGCAGCAGCUGCGAGCCGCCGGCCGCCGGCCGUGCCUGCUGCGAGACGGUGCCAAGGUGCCAGCCGGUGCCACCGCGCGGGGUCGUGGUGCCAUCCUCCCGCUGGACGCAGCGGGGCAGGAGGGACAGCCCGAGGCAGGACGGGACGCCAAGGGCAGUGCUGACUCCGAAGAGAUGGAGACCACACGGAGCAGCAGGCGAGGUGCAGGCAGUCCUACCAGAACCCCUGAGCUGCAGGGCUGA
This is a messenger RNA of Indicator indicator, 1644 nucleotides long. It is a transcript of the gene KCNG2, whose product is annotated as potassium voltage-gated channel modifier subfamily G member 2. The transcript has 2 exons. Bases 1 to 1644 code for a protein of 547 amino acids. Lineage: Eukaryota; Metazoa; Chordata; Aves; Piciformes; Indicatoridae. The record is from RefSeq and is a predicted model, not a curated record. Gene Ontology annotation, cellular component: voltage-gated potassium channel complex; membrane. Gene Ontology annotation, molecular function: voltage-gated potassium channel activity. Gene Ontology annotation, biological process: potassium ion transmembrane transport; protein homooligomerization.